AAGUCGUUAUCACAUCAAGUCAAUGACUCUGCUUCCCCGGCACACCGGCACACAGACGUCGGAGCAAUAAUGGCGGCGUCGGUGGUAGCCGCAUUGAAGACGCUGUUCAGCCUAUUGGCUUGUGUGAUGUUCGCCACGCUUCUUUGGGCAAUCGCCAUGGAUGGCCUCGCUUCUUGCGUAGACCUUCGCGCAAGAGAGUUUGAAGAUUGAAGUUUAAUUAGGGAUGAUUUUACCCAUAAUCAAAUCCCAAACAAUUUCCUAUUUAAUUGAAGGUGGUUGUUUGUGGCGUACAUAAACUUUUACAUAAAUGUUGCUGUUAUAGGGAUUUGGUUUGUUUACAAGGAAGCAAGCUGGAUGAGGGCAGUUGUUUUGAUACUUUUAGAAAUUGUGUUUGGAAGCAUUAUUACAUCUGGAUAUAUCGUUAUACAGUUAUUCAAGUUGUCACAUGAAGAAUCUUCAAAGGAUCCAUUAUAUUUUGUGUUGGUAAAACAUGAAAAAAGGGAUGCCACGGGACAUAAGAUGGGAGUGUCUUGUGUAACAUCAAGAAUAAUCAUUUCUUCACUAGGCUGCUUCAUGCUUGGAACUUUUAUUUAUGUGCUUAUUGUUGAUGGAUCUCCAUUUCGUACUCAAGUAUUCUCAACGUGCAUGAUUGGAACACUAACCGACUUCUAUUUUAAUGUAGUGGCUUUAUCGGUGUGGGUAGCAUAUAAGGAAUCAAGUUGGAUAAGUGCUUUUUUUGUGGAUACUAUCACUUAUAUGUUUUGGGAGCAUUGGUACAUGUGUCUACAUACUCGGGCAGUUAUUGAACAUCACACCUCAACAGCCUGUUUCCCUUGUGUUUUUCAACAACAAUAAAAGAGACUUGUCAAGCGAUCCUCUAUUGAUGGCGCAUGCAAUUGUAUGACUUUAGUGUUUAGCAGUUUGCUAUUUUUUCUAACAAAAGUGGCAUUUUGAAAUUAGUAUUCACCAUUGAAGACACAUCGUUGUACUAUAUGAAUUAUGAUUCUAUUAUUAGGUAACUACUUUAACUA
Molecule: messenger RNA, 1031 nt
Organism: Lactuca sativa (garden lettuce)
Lineage: Eukaryota; Viridiplantae; Streptophyta; Magnoliopsida; Asterales; Asteraceae
Source: RefSeq, a predicted model, not a curated record